AUGUUGUUCUCGCACCGUGUUGACCUUCGAACGGUUGAAGUGCUCAGCCUGAGUGCACUGCACAGCAUAUCACACGGAGCUUCCUGCCCCGGACACGUCUACCUUGAGAACGGAUGCGAAAUAGUGCCCCUGAAGCGGGGGAGCAGCCGGGAGAGCGACUACUCCCUGAUGCUGCUGGACAUCCAGGCAGACUUCUCGGACUUUCUGAUCGAAGAGAAGAACAUCAUCAGUGAUGAGAAGCUAGUUAACCCGGAGGGGAACAUAUUCAAUGUACAGAAAAGACAGUACACACAAAAGCAAAAGACAGCGGGAUUAACAGAGCGGGAAAAGUAUGUGCACGAAAUUGACCAUCUAUGGGCCUACAUGGAAUGGCACUACAACUUCGAGGACGAGAUAAAGGUGCAGAAGAGCAUAGUGACCGAUGUAGGGAAAUUGAGGAAGGUCCCCAGAUUAUACGUAUCGGCCCAUAUAAUAGAAGGGAUGAUACAUGAAAUGUCGAAGAAUGAAAACAUAUGCAUGCUGAAGUAUACUACAUAUCCAAGCUUUUACAACAAGUAUGGCAAUGAGAUGGAAAAUGUGACGGAACAAAGGGAGAGUAGCAUUUACAAUCGGUGCAACUACAUCUAUGAAGUUUGCGAUGUUGCGGACAAGUCGCUAGUUUUUGCCAGCAGCCCCGUAAUCAACACGACGAUUAAAAAUGUCCUCAGUAUCACCAAGAGUGGGAAAAAAAGGGAAGACUUUAAUGAAGAACAGGAGGAGAAGGAAGAUAUCGUGCAGGACGAAAUUUGGCAAAUCUAUUUAUCAAAAAGGAUUAAAUGUAUAAACGAUCAGUGGCUUUUAAUUUGUAUCAACCAGGAAGUAAAGGAUAUUAUAAAAAACUCUGGAGAAAUUUAUUUCAAGAUUUUUAAUAAGUACAUAAAAGAGUACAAUGAUUUUUUGAAAAGCCACAACUACAACACGUCGGACGAUAAAAACGACAUGCAUGGCUCCAGCAUGUUUCGGGGGCACCAUGACAGACACAACAUGUUUGAGAUGAACAAUGGUCCAAAUGAAAGCUUAAAUUCGGAAAGGCUUAAAAAGUAUCGAGUGAAUUUAAUUUUCUCGGGCAAUAAGGACAUUAACUACAUCCUGUACAAGUUGUGCCUGAACUUGGGAAAAAUUAAUGACGCCGUCCUGUGCACCAGAAAUAAGACGUAUAACAUUCUGCUCAACGAUAUUGAUGGGACGCUUGCCAUUUGCCUAAAGUCGUUUUUUUCCAAGUACUACGGUGGAAACGCGGCGGAGUGUAAGGCGGCGGGGUUGAGUAACACAGCGGCGGAGAGUAACGCGGCCGAGGACCUAGUCAAAACGCUGUCCAUCAUGGGGCUCUGCAAGGAGAAGCUCGUGCUGUCCGAGAAGGCGACCAUUUUCAGCAACAUCGAGCUGCUUUUUUCGUACUACCUGAUCGUGCACAGCGAGUCGCUGGAGGGGGGGGUCGGCCAAGACGAUGCCCCAAACCAGGACGGCGUCAUCUACCUCAGCAGGAAGGCCCUCUUCGAAAACCUGCAGUUCUCCACGGAAGAAAUCUGCAGCUACCUACUGCACAUGCAAAAGUACAGCACCAACAACUUGCUGUUCGUAAAAGGAAGGGGCUUCCGAUACGUCAAAAGCGAAAUCAUAUACGAAUUUCUCGUAAAGAUAAUCGAGCUGGUGAGUAUCCACGACGAGCUCUACGCGCAUCAUCACGUGGAGCGGGGGAGAGCAAGUAGUCUUCCCUUCAAACAAUACAAGGACGACCUGCACAAGGUGGUAAGGAAGAGGCACGGCAUCACACUGCAAAGUUUAGUCAAUCUGAUUCAGCAGAACGAGACGGAAUUUGCCUUCUUAAAAAACAACAAAAUUGCAAUGGACACAUAUAUCAUCCUGCAGCUCUGCUGGAAAUGCUGCGACAUCGAGAACAAGCACUUUGACUUCUUCAGUCUGUACUACAAUUACUACUUCUUUUAUGAAUACCUGAGUAAGCCUUCUGAGGAGAUUUCCUUCGAGGGAAUAUUUAACGAUUAUCUUCAAUUCUUGGAUGAUGACAGCCAAGUGAGCGACACGGUGGUGUAUUUCAACCUCUUUAAGUUGCACAAGAUUAUGUCCUUAAACAUCCUGCGCUCCAGUGGCAAGGUCGUUAUUCACUCGGACGAAUUGUUUACCUUCGACAUGGACAUGUUCACGUAUGUUAAGUACAUCGACGAGAUGUUCCGAAAUUUUAAUUCGAAUGUGAUGGACAAAAUUAUACAAGACUUUAUCAAAUGUUACCAGUUUUUCCUGGACUGUGGUUACGAUCGUCGGGUGAGCGCCGAGAAGGCCCUGCAGAACGGUCAGGCGAACACGCACCAGGAGAAGACAUUUCAGACGAAAACACUUCAGGCGGUUGCAGCGCUGGACGCGGCCGCUCAUGCAGCAGAUGCUAUGGCCUCCGACACCACCGCAUCUGAUGUCUACAAAGACCGAGUGCUCUUCCGAAACAACACCAUCCUUAACGUUAGCAACAUCAAUCACAUUUGCAACGAUAGCUGCAUGUUUGAAUAUUUCAUUGUGGUGAAGUACUACUACACGGAUAACACCUUUUCCCUGCUCGAGAAGAAAUUGAAAAAAUUUAUCCACUCAGUGGAGGAAGACUUCUCAAGUGCGCACAUGACAUCUGCCACGGAUUAUUCUUCCUCUGGAUCUGGAACCGGGGCAGGAGGAGAGGGCCGAGGAGGGGCUCCUUCCUACCAUAUGAGGCAAAACUAUAAAGCAAACUGGAAAAAGGCCCAAAGCAACUACUCCUUGAAUUACAAAAUUUUUAAGUACCAAACGAAUUCCUUCCCACAAAUACGCCUGAGCAAUAACUACAAUGAGCUGCUCUGCUCUGUGUACACCCCCCUGGCGAUUCAUUUCUCCAUUUUUCACGAAAAUGUAAUUUACAAUAAGAAGCGGAACUCCUUUCAACUCAUCCCUUCCUUUUUGCUCAAGGAAAAUUUGCGCAGCUGCUUAACUGCUCUGUUCACCUUCAAGAAUUCCUACUUCGCCCAGGAGUUCUACCCUUUUUUGAAUCCUCUGCUAAAUAACAAGGACCUGAUCGGAACCAUCGCCGUCCCCCCGCUGCGCCACUGCAGGACCAAGCUCAUCGAACGGGAAAACGAAAAAAACGUGGAGUUCCUUGAAACGGGAAGUAUCGUCCUCUCAACGCUGAAUAGUGAUAUGAAGAGUUACACCAACUACGGUGCCCAUAGUCGGAAGUUGGUUGAGAAGCUGUGUAAGCUGUACAACUGCAACUUGCCCGUGAAUAGCUUCUCCCCUUGA
Molecule: messenger RNA, 3315 nt
Organism: Plasmodium inui San Antonio 1
Lineage: Eukaryota; Apicomplexa; Aconoidasida; Haemosporida; Plasmodiidae
Exons: 3
Coding region: 1-3315 (1104 amino acids)
Source: RefSeq, a predicted model, not a curated record